Paramisgurnus dabryanus is the source of this 1172-nucleotide messenger RNA. Its product is annotated as C-type mannose receptor 2-like. The record is from RefSeq and is a predicted model, not a curated record. Lineage: Eukaryota; Metazoa; Chordata; Actinopteri; Cypriniformes; Cobitidae.
CACAAACUCAAGAAAAUGGCUCAAACUCUUUAUUUCAGACUUCUUCUCAUCGCUCUCUGUUCAUUAUCUGAAUGCAUUCAGCGCCGCUAUUACCAUAUAAACACAGAGAUGACCUGGACUCAAGCUCAGAGAUACUGCAGAGAAAACUACACAGAUCUGGCCAAAGUCAAAAACAUGAAUGACCAGAAUCAGCUGAUGAAGAGUGUCAAUGGGAAUUUAGGUGUCUGGAUUGGGUUGAAUAGAUCAAGUGUUUAUAAAUGGAAGUGGUCUCUGGGUGAUCCUGUGAAAUAUACAAACUGGUAUAAUGGAGACUCAAAGGGUCCAGAUAAUUGUGUUUACAUGAGAGAUGGAUCAUGGCAUCAUCAGGACUGUAAUAAAAACAUGAGAUUCAUCUGCUACAAUGAGAGCAGUAAAGGAUUCAUCAUUGAUGGUUCUUCAGUAUCAUGGAGAGACGCUCAGAUAUUCUGCAGAGAGCAUCAUCAUACUGAUCUGACCAGUGUGAGGAAUCAGACUGAGAAUCAACAGAUUCACAACAUCAUGAAAGACAAAAGCAUACCUGAAGCCUGGAUUGGUCUGUUCAGUGAUUCAUGGGAGUGGACAGAUGAGAGUGACUCUGGAUUCAGAUACUGGCUGCCUGCUCAACCUGAUAAUUCUCGUGGUUCUGAAGCUUGUACAGAGGUUAGAACGUUUCAGCAGGGUCAGUGGAAUGACUUGAAAUGCAGUGAAUCUCGUACCUUUGUGUGUCAAGAAGAUAAUCUGAUAUUGAUCCAAAAGAGUCUGAGCUGGUCUGAAGCUCUGAGAUACUGCAGAGAGAAUCAUGUGGAUCUGGUUUCAGUUGAUUCAGAGGAGAUUCAGUUCAUGGUGACAGAUGUGAUUGAUCGGGCCUCUACUGACGCUGUGUGGAUGGGGUUACGUCACUCCUGUGCUGUUGGACUUUGGUUCUGGGUGAAUGGAGAGAUGCUGUGUUAUCGGAAUUGGGCUCCAGGGAACGAAACCGCAGUGGACGACUGUGACAAUGAAGUGAAAUCUGGAGCAGUUCAAUCUGGAGGAGAUCCUCGCUGGAUCAGCAUUCCUGAAUCUCGAAAACUCAACUUCAUCUGCAUUAAAAUGUUUCAUUUUUUGGGGGGUUCUUUGGCAUUAGGGCCCAUUAACUUAACCUGACAUAUUACAGA